AUGCAGAGGCAGAUGGAGCGAUUUACGGUCUUUAAUGUCCACGAUGGCAAGCUCAAGCAAAGACAAGGUUUGACACAGUCCAAUGUGACCCGGCUGGGUCUGGUGGAGCGAGUUUUGUCGUCCAGCUUUACCUCUGUCACCUGCUUGGUGUUCCUCUUCAUCAAUGGAGUGAUGAUGUUCAUUUUGAGAAGUAAACCUGUGUUUCAAGAGACAUCUCGCUAUAUCCUGCUGUUUCACCUCCUCCUGGCGGACACGCUGCAAAUGGCAAUCACCCAGGCGUUGUACCUUGUGCACGCAUGUCGGAUCAUCAUGACGUAUCCUGAGUGCGGCGUACUCACCAUGCUGGGCCACCUGACCAGUGAUAUAUCUCCUCUGCUGCUGGUGGUGAUGUCGCUGGAGAGAUAUGUGGCGGUGUGCCACCCUCUCAGACAUGCCUCCAUCAUCACUGUCAGGAACACGGGGGCGGCAGUGCUCGCUGUUUGGAUCUUUUCUUUACUAAAUGUUCUCACCCAAGUGCUUUUGCUGUUAAAGUUUCCUUUUGAUGAGCUGGAGAGUCUGCAAAUGCCAAAGCUGUGUGCCAGUACCAACAUGAUUCUCCUGCCUGUGUUUGAUCAUUACAGAACCGCUUACACAGGUUUUUUAUUCACCUUGGCAGGCUUUAUCAUUGUUUGCAGCUACGUCAGUGUGAUGGUGGCAGCAAGGUCGGCAUCAAGGGGUCAAGGAGACAAGGAGUCAGCCCGUAAAGCUCAGAGGACACUGCUGCUGCACCUAGUACAGCUGGCCCUCAUCCUCUUGUCAUACAUCUACAUCACUGUCCUGAUAUUUUUGUACACUGUUACCUCCAGAAUUAUCUUUUUACGAAUGCAGUCCUUUAUGUUUGUGUGUUUUUUCUUCAUACCCAGAUGUAUGGGUUCUCUCAUCUACGGGCUGAGAGAUCAAACAAUCAGAGUCGUCCUCACGUACUAUCUCUGCUGUACACGCAAAGUGGCAGUCGCUCCUGUCAAGGCUGUGCUUGUGUCCUGA
Molecule: messenger RNA, 1023 nt
Organism: Dunckerocampus dactyliophorus (ringed pipefish)
Lineage: Eukaryota; Metazoa; Chordata; Actinopteri; Syngnathiformes; Syngnathidae
Product: odorant receptor 131-2-like
Exons: 2
Coding region: 1-1023 (340 amino acids)
Biological process (GO): G protein-coupled receptor signaling pathway
Cellular component (GO): membrane
Molecular function (GO): G protein-coupled receptor activity
Source: RefSeq, a predicted model, not a curated record